AUGCAGGCAAUCUUUGUGCAGACAUCUAAUAACUCAUUAGAUAUUGCUGAGAAUCAAACAGAAGAGUCAAAUCAAAGUGAAAAUGAAGAUAGAACCCAAAUAAACUCACAAGAAACAUCAGCAACACCAAUGAUCACCCAAUCAGAGACUAAUACAGCUGUUGUAUCAGAGAACAUAGCAAGUACUGCCUUACUUCUGCCACAACAUAACCAGAACCCUGUAUCACAACCAUGUGUUAGAACAGCAACAAGACAGCCAGCUUCUAAAAUAAUGCCAGCCAGUGCAGCUGAGACUUCACACCAGUCAUUGCCUAUUACCACAUUUGAAACUGCUUUUGAUACUGCAACAGCUAGAACAUCCGGACAGGCAAGUGCAACUAAUGAUAAUGAAAGUAGGUCACUUCAGGAAAACAACACACAAUACAAGGAACAGGGCAUAUGUAUGACCUGUAAUUCAAAAAAUGUACCCGUAGCAUUUUUACAAUGUGGACAUAUUGACUGCUGCAAAGACUGUGCAUCUGCCAUGCUAAAAUGUCCUAUGUGCAAGGUUGAUAUAAAACAAUCAUUAAAAAGGAAAGUUACAGUUUCAUCACAGAGCUAUUUGCAACAAAUGGAGGAAAUUCAAAAUUAUAUUUGUCCAUCUGAAGAAGGUAUCAAUGUACAGAAUACACAACAAAGUGCCUUGAACAAUUCUGAGCCAUCAUUUGAGAUCCAACAGUUAUUUAAGGAGUCUGAAUUUCAUCUAGGCAAUGCCAUUCCAAUGAUUGAACCAGUGCAUGGUCAGCUUUCAGAUGAUGGUCCAUCAGUUCCAAGAAUAUGUGAUAAUAAUACACCAAUUAUUAGAGCAUUGUUUCAGAAUCAAAAUAAUUUUGAAGGCUUACCAUUAAUCAUACAAGUCUCUUCUGUAUCUUCACAGUUCGACAACACUUGUACAAUAGAUACACCUUUGAUGAUAAUUUUUUGUCAAAUGUUUACAAAUCAAAACCUUUAUCAGCUAUUUGCCAACAGUAUUUAUGAAAUUUUUAGAGUUGAACUGCCCAAUCUGCUUUCGCUGUUAAUGAGGAGAGACUUUGAUGAUGUUAGAAGAGAAUGGUCAGAGAUCAUUGGGCAUAGGGGAAGAAGAAAUUUUUAUGGCUCUGAUGCAAAUUUUGUUAUGAAUCCUUUUAGCAGCCUGCUUCUUUACCAUCACAAAUUCAACUGUACCAAUUUUAAAUGUCCUACAAAUGAGAGAUCAUUUGUUAUUCCUGGAUUGACUUUACCACAGUAAAUAGGCAGCAGUAAUUGAUUUUUAGCUCACAUGGCCCAAUUGGCCAAGUGAACUUUUCUCAUCAUUUGGUAUCCGUCGUCAGUCGUCGUCGUCCGUCGUCCGCUAACCUUUACAAAAAUCUUCCCCUCUGAAACUACUGGACCAAAUUUAGCCAAUCUUGGCAAUAAUCAUCAUUAGGCUUGUUUACAAAAAUAUGUCCGAUGACCCUGCAUGCCAACCAACAUAGCUAACCUGGCUAAAAAUAAAAUAUAAGGGUAAAAUUCAGUUUUUGGCUUAUAUCUCUGAAACUUAAGCAUUUAGAGCAAUUCUGACAUGGGAAUUAAAAAGUUCAUCAGGUUAACAUCUUUCUGCCUUGAAAUUUUUAGACGAAUUAGACAACCUGUAUUUGGGUUGCUGCUCCUGAACUUGUAAUUUAUGAAAAUUUUGCAGUUUUUGGUUAUUAUCUUGAAUAUUAUUAUAGAUAGAGAUAAAA
Messenger RNA from Mytilus californianus (California mussel), 1738 nucleotides. RefSeq lists its product as uncharacterized. The transcript has 8 exons. The coding region runs from base 1 to 1266 and encodes 421 amino acids. The record is from RefSeq and is a predicted model, not a curated record. NCBI's taxonomy places the organism in Eukaryota, Metazoa, Mollusca, Bivalvia, Mytilida, Mytilidae.